AUGACUUCCUUUGUCAAGUCAAUCAUUCCGAUCGUUGCCAUUCUGGCCGCAGUGCUCGGAAAAGUGCAUCGCACUGCUGCCGACGAAGCUGGAUUUCUUCGUGGCGUUCCCAGCAACAAACACAACCUGCCUGACCAUAAUACCUACCGUUUGCGUCGAUUGAUGACAACUGGAGGCAAGGGCGGAGGCAAGGGCGGAACCACGAACACUACCAAGUCGUCGUCCGAGAUCAUGACCAACCAUACGUGGAAGUCCGCAACGCCCAAGACGAGCAAGAGCAUCAAGGCGAGUGGAUCCAUGGGAGGCACCUACGCGUCAAAGACCAACAUCACCGCCUCGUACCACAGUGAUUCCAUGAAAUCCGGCUCAAAGUCAAAGUCUGAAAGCAACUCAGCAGCAACAGGAACCAUGAGCAAGUCCGCAUCCAAGUCGGGUUCAGCUGGCUCCGGUUCCAAGAAGAGCAGCUCCAAGAUGGCGUCUGGAUCUGGUUCGAAAUCGCCCCAAUCAAAGAGCUCCAAGUCCGCAUCAAAGUCGGGAUCAGCUGGCUCUGGUUCCAAGAAGAGCAGCUCCAAGAUGGCGUCUCGAUCUGGUUCGAAAUCGCCCUCAUCCAAGAGUUCGAAGUCCGCAUCAAAGUCGGGUUCAGCUGGCUCUGGUUCCAAGAGUAGUUCCAAGAUGACGUCUGGGUCUGGUUCCAAAUCGCCCCCAUCAAAGAGCUCCAAGUCUGGAUCUGCCAGUGCGUCCAAGUCCACCAAGCAAUCCAAUUCCAAGUCAAGCGUCUCCAUGAAGAGCUCCAAAUCCGCUCCUGCCGCCAAGUCAAGCAACUCCAUGAAGAGCUCCAAAUCCGCUCCUGCCUCCAAGUCAAGCAACACCAUGAAGAGCUCCAAAUCCGCUCCUGCCUCCAAGUCUAGCAACUCCAUGAAGAGCUCCAAAUCCUCUCCUGCCUCCAAGUCUAGCAACUCCAUGAAGAGCACCAAAUCCGCUCCUAAAUCGGGUCCCAAGUCUGGCUCUUCCGGUGGCUCCAAGUCUUCCCCUUCAAAAUCCAAGUCCUCUGAUGGGGCCACAAGCUCAACCUCCCCCAGUUGCAAUGAUUCUGGUUCCAAAUCUGGCUCUCACCAAAUGUCUGGGUCUACAAAAUCUAGUUCCAAGUCAAGUGCUGGAUCCAUGACUGCAUCCAAGUCGAGCUCCAAGAAAGCUGGAUCCAUGACUGCAUCCAAGUCGAGCUCCAAGAAAUCUGGUGCCAAGUCCGGUGCAAAAUCCAACAGCAUAAAAACUGGUGGAUCAAUGAGUCAAGCCAAGUCGGGUGCAAAAUCCAAUACCAUGAAAUCGGGUGGAUCCAUGAGUCAACCCAAGUCCGGUUCAAAAUCCAAUACCAUGAAAUCCAGUGGAUCCAUGAGUCAACCCAAGUCGGGUUCAAAAUCCAACAGCAUGAAAACUGGCGGAUCCAUGAGUCAACCCAAGUCCGGUGCAAAAUCCAAUACCAUGAAAUCGGAUGAAAAGUACAGCCAGCAAGAAGAUGACUAUAAAUAA
Seminavis robusta is the source of this 1527-nucleotide messenger RNA. The record is from the annotation of a GenBank genome assembly. NCBI's taxonomy places the organism in Eukaryota, Bacillariophyta, Bacillariophyceae, Naviculales, Naviculaceae.